AUGGCGACCCGGGUGCGUACUGCGGGGCGUUUCGCGAAUUUGGUGGGAUCGGAUUCGGAUUCAGACCUUGGAGGCAUGGAGAGCUAUCCUCGCAAAAGACAGAGCUCAAUCGCGAGCACCAUGGCUUCAAAUCGAAUUACAAAACCUGUAUCGAAAUUGGCAGGGUCCAUCGACAGAAAAGCCCCGCGCCGACAAUCACCUCGCCGACCGGCGCUUACAGACAAGAGCAACCUCAAUGCGACACGUCCACUGCAAAAAAGCAGAGACGAGAAAGCGGCUCGCCCGAUCCGCGACGAAGUAAUCAACGACGAUAGUAUGUUGAAUUUACGUCGAUCCAAAGGAAGUGGCAAGAAGCAGCGACUCGAAGAUUCGCGACCUGUUAAGCAAAGUUUCGCGACAACGAAGCGCCAUGCAUCAUCACCUCGGCAUCAAGUUUUCCGCUAUGCAGCAGAAUCUGUGGCCGAGCUAGAAGAGGACGAUGAUGAUUUGGACAUGGUGGAUGUUGUCGAGCAAAAGGAGGAGGAUGAGAAAGAGGAGGAAGACGUCAUGGUGCCUAUAAGCCAGCAAGCAACCGCACCAAUCGAGUCGCAUGCCCGUCAAGGGAGCAGGUCACAGAGCACACAAGAAGAUAAUGAUGUAUUGGAGCGCCGUUUACGCGAUAUGACGAGAAAGUACGAGAAUCUCGAGGGCCGAUACACUGAGCUUCGUGAGGUGGGUGUCAAGAGCGCCGAACGAAACUAUGAGAAGCUACGCAAACAGGCAGACGAGAACGCAGCGAGUCAUUAUGCGCUAACAAGAGUAUCAGCCGCAAAUGAACUCAUCACCACACUCAAAGAAGAGCUAGCUGCCCAACGGCAAGCGUUAAGCGACGCCGACUCACUGCGUGUACAACUGCAAGACAGCCAGAGCAAUGCGCAAGAUCUCUCCGACAGGGUCAAGGAGCUAACGAACUCACUUGCCGAGGCUGACCGUCAAGUCAAGGCCCUCAACGUCAAACUCGCGGCAAGUCGAGCCGCUCCCGGCAGCGCUGUUCCCGGCAGCGCGGUCAAGGGCAGCGCAGCAAGAGCUUGGACGGGUCAGUCGGAACUAGUGCAUGCCGCCCAUGCAAAGGAAGACUUGUAUGCAGAUCUUACGGGUCUCAUCAUCCAAGGGGUGAAGCAGCACGGCAGCGAAGACGUUUUCGACUGCAUCCAGACCGGUCGCAACGGAACACUCCACUUUAAGCUCGCUAUUGCCGGCAGCAGCUCUACAUUGCGCUAUGAAGACUCUCUGGUCAAAUACAACCCGCAAUUACAGUCUGAUCGCGAUGCUGACUUGAUUGCCGGUCUCCCGAAUUAUCUCCGCGAGGAGAUUGAAUUUCAAAGACCGCAGGUGGCCAACUUUUACAGCAAGGUGGUCAAGGCAUUGAGGGAGAGACAAUCAGAGGGUGCUAAAACAGCUCGGACAUGA
Messenger RNA from Beauveria bassiana ARSEF 2860, 1449 nucleotides. Its product is annotated as putative MAM1 protein. Gene Ontology annotation, cellular component: nucleolus; chromosome, centromeric core domain; mitotic spindle. Bases 1 to 1449 code for a protein of 482 amino acids. The record is from RefSeq and is a predicted model, not a curated record. The transcript is spliced from 3 exons. Gene Ontology annotation, molecular function: protein binding; microtubule site clamp. Gene Ontology annotation, biological process: meiotic sister chromatid segregation; homologous chromosome segregation; attachment of mitotic spindle microtubules to kinetochore. NCBI's taxonomy places the organism in Eukaryota, Fungi, Ascomycota, Sordariomycetes, Hypocreales, Cordycipitaceae.